AAGAACAUUUUCAACUCAACAAAUAUGGCGACUGCCAAGCGUUUGUUCUUUACUGUAGUCACCAUUGACGCAAUGACCUGCAACUUUUUUGGUGUACUCUCGAUCGCUUGGGUAACAGAUUGGAGUGGAAGCAUCGGGCUUUUUCCACUUUGGGUCGUCACCAUUGGAUGGUAUGUCGCUGCGAGUUUGGUGAUGGAAGUCUCCCUCCUUUGUACCGUCUUAGUGCUCAUUCAGCUGAUAGUCACAUCAAAUACCAUCAGAAGGAACGGUUACUCUCCCACGCAGAGAGGGAAAUUUAUUUCAAUUGCUGUUCUGUCACUGUUCAUCACUGUUUUAACAGUUGUUGGUGUUACUUUAAUUGGAGUUAACUUGCCACAUAUGAACAGGAAGUAUAAUGAUAAUGCUACACUUGGAUACUCUGCAUGGAUCAGUGUAGCCGGUGCAGUUUUCUACCUCGUUGUUGCGGGAUUAUCGAUUAGCUACGCAUGUGUAGAGUGCAGUUCUACCAAGUCGCACGAACCAUCUUCUAUCAUCUGAAGAAUUUUUCUCUUGUAGUUAAUUGCUCAUAAAGUUUCAAAUUUAA
Molecule: messenger RNA, 583 nt
Organism: Caenorhabditis elegans
Lineage: Eukaryota; Metazoa; Nematoda; Chromadorea; Rhabditida; Rhabditidae
Gene: clc-21
Product: CLaudin-like in Caenorhabditis
Exons: 4
Coding region: 25-537 (170 amino acids)
Source: RefSeq, marked reviewed